This is a messenger RNA of Trypanosoma cruzi, 660 nucleotides long. RefSeq lists its product as uncharacterized. Gene Ontology annotation, biological process: site-specific DNA replication termination at RTS1 barrier; mitotic DNA replication termination. The record is from RefSeq and is a predicted model, not a curated record. Lineage: Eukaryota; Euglenozoa; Kinetoplastea; Trypanosomatida; Trypanosomatidae. Gene Ontology annotation, cellular component: nucleus. The transcript has a single exon. The coding region runs from base 1 to 660 and encodes 219 amino acids.
AUGGGGGGUGACGGCCAGUCACUUUCGAAUAAGCGUAAGCAUUUGGAAGAAUCCAGGGUCUUUGUUACCGCCGAGCAACUGAGAAAAGGAGCGGGCAAGGAGGUGGAUGUGACGCAAAAGGAAAAGGAACGAAUUGCUCAGCGAUGGGCACAUUGCGCAUUGUCGUUAGAGCCGUUGGAAACACCCGUUGUCUUUGAUCUCUGUGGCCGGUUGUAUUCAAAACGAGCCAUUGUGAAUGAGCUUUUAGAACGAAGACAUCGACCCAAAUACAAUAAAGAAGGCUUUGACGGUGGGAAUUGCGCCGUCGCAAAGCUUUCGGAUGUCUGUGAGGUGAAGAAUGUGGAGGAGGGCGAGCGGGUGUGUAUCCGAUGCCCUUUAAGUGGCUUUGAGGCGUCGUCUGGGCUCCACAAGUUUGUUGGGUUUUGGGGUUGUGGACAUGUUGUUUGUAACUCCUCAUGCUCCGAUUCAGUCAUGAAAAAGGGCGAGGCGAGAGAUGCCGCCCCCGGGGCUGAACCGGCGACCACAUCGUGCCUGCUCUGCGGUGAGGAUAGCUUCCAGGUUCCACUGAUACUGGAGAGCGAAGAUGAUGAAGUUGCUCAGUUGCAACGACUGCGCCCACUUCAGCGGCUUGCUUGUAAGCGUAAACGAUUGAAAAAUUAA